Pyrus x bretschneideri (Chinese white pear) is the source of this 1072-nucleotide messenger RNA. RefSeq lists its product as uncharacterized. The transcript has a single exon. NCBI's taxonomy places the organism in Eukaryota, Viridiplantae, Streptophyta, Magnoliopsida, Rosales, Rosaceae. The coding region runs from base 208 to 888 and encodes 226 amino acids. The record is from RefSeq and is a predicted model, not a curated record.
UUUCUGUCUUUCCAUUUAUCGACCGUUGCAAAUCCAAAAUUUUCAAUUGCAAAGUAAGUAAAACCCAGAUCACAAACUACAAAUGCCAUUAUUGAAUCACCAACAAAAACUCAAAUCUCUCUCUCCGCACACUGAUUGAGAUUCUAGAGAGGGAAAGAAGACGAAAGAAGAAAACAAAACUUAGCUGGGACCUCCAAUUCUUCAACAAUGGCAGAGACUAACGGCUCUCUGCAGCAAACCAACCAACAAAACCCAGCUUUUCAAUCUCUCUUCCAAGCCAUCGACCCCAUCUCUCUCAUUCUUUCCCAGAACCCUACCCUAGAUCAACAUCCAGUCCCCCUGAGGUUCGCCACCGAGAGCUACCCCAUGGAGAGAGGACCCAGAUACACAGCCUACGCGGAACUCAGAGAGUCGCGGCUAAAGAGGAAGUACAUGAGCCCAGAGGAGCUCGAAGAACCCGAAUCGAAAUCGACCCCAUCGAAGAAACAAGUCAAGUUUCAGACCCAUCUGACCAAUUCGCGAAAAGGGUCUUCCGUUCUCGCUCAAUCGGUGCCCGACUUCUCAGCCGUGUUGCGAAAGGAGAACCGUAAGCCACCGUCGAGGCUUCCGUCGUUGCAGGAGAUGACCCCGCCGGCGAAGAGUUCGGCCAAAGCGGCGAACGGGGUUUUGUCGAAUUCGAGAGGGAGCAAGUCGGCAAGCGCGGGGGAGAAGAGGUACAACAAUGGCGGAGGGGUCAUGGCGAGGAAGAGCUACGCGAGUAUGGAGGAGUUGAAGGGGUUGUCGACCGCCGCCGCUAAUGCUAUUAGCGGCGAAAACAGGGGCGGAAGGAAGGCCAAUGGCAAUGGCAGAGCAAUGCCAAAGACUGUUUUGGGAUACAGACAGUUCUGAAAGUUCGGUGCUUUUUGGGUUUUUUUUGUCUCGAUUCAUUCUUUCAUUGCUGAAUAUUUUGCUUGAGGUUUUAUGACCUGGGAAUUUGAUUACCACUUAAAAUUCUUCUUUUUUUUUUUUUUUUUAAUUUGUUUCGGAAUGUAACUAGUAAAUGAUAAAGUUUGAUGGAUUUUUCUUCCCUUAA